Molecule: messenger RNA, 2053 nt
Organism: Pomacea canaliculata
Lineage: Eukaryota; Metazoa; Mollusca; Gastropoda; Architaenioglossa; Ampullariidae
Product: BTB and MATH domain-containing protein 38-like
Exons: 2
Coding region: 389-1027 (212 amino acids)
Molecular function (GO): protein binding
Source: RefSeq, a predicted model, not a curated record
UGGAGUGGCGACAACAACCCUCCAGCACUCGAAUAAAAGGAGGAAGCGUCAGCAAAUGCGCAAGACUUUAAUGUAGAGACUAGAACAAUGGCCACGGCUGUGUCACAUGUCAGUGCUUCCUCUCUGAACCGCUGUCGUCUGCUCUCUUUCUUUUUGUCGUCACCUUAUUUUGACGUCAUAUUUUGACGUCACCUUAUGUCAUUUGCUCAAGGAACUGUACAACUAACAUCCGGGCCUCUUCACUGUUGCUGAUGAGGUUUCCCGCACGACACUUUUCCAGGAAAUCUGUAAAGUAGCGACUGCGAGGAAUUCGUCGGUCCUGUCGGGUGCUUUCUGACAUUCCUAUAUUUUCCUCUGUAUUGUCGUCUAACGACUGCAAACGAAAAUUAUGAAUACCGCCCAAUGCACGGAAGCGUCCUCUUCCAAGUCCUCAGAAAGUCGAUUUGAAGUGGGUGACGACUUUGCCGACACUACCCUAGUGGUAGAGGAUAGAAAACUGCAUGUGAAUAAAGCUUUGCUGAUGAUUCAUUCGCCAGUUUUUCAUAAAAUGUUUACAACCGACUUCAGAGAAAAAGAAUCAAGUGAAAUUCCUCUUCCAGGGAAGAAAUAUUCCACAAUGGUUGAACUUCUCGGUCACAUCUAUCCCGGACAUGGAGCUGGCUUCAUCAAAGAUGACACCCUUGAAGACAUUCUGCAACUGGCGGACGAAUACGACGUCCAGCAGGUUUUCGCCAACUGUACACAGUACAUCAACAACAUUCUGUUUUCGGAGGAUAAGCUGUCCACGGACCGCACUCUACUUUAUCUCGGAGUGGUGGAGCGUUACGAAAGGCUGCAAUCACUCAGAAGCAAGUUGAUAGAACGAGCAAGCCGAAUACCUGCCAACGACAUGAUGAGAAGCAAGUUCUUUCUUCUGGUGCCUGCUACAGCCACGAGAGACGCCUUACUCAAGCAAAUUUUAGAUUAUGGUUCAUCAAUACCAAUGGAGAUUAAACUACAGGCACAGAUGAAAAGAUAUGACUGGUAAAAUGUAAAUAAUCAUUUUCUUCUUUAUUCCUAUUUUGAUCACAAGUGUUAGCUGACAGCAGUACUUCAACAGUCAUUAGCAAAAAUAAACAUUGAUCAGUAUUUCUUUGUUUUCAUUUUAUUUUUAGUUUGAUCUUUUAUUUAUUAUUUACAUUACUUAUUUUAAUCUCUAUGGAUGAACAAGACAGCAUCAAGAGUUUGUUCUCUGAACCCUGUAUCCCAUCCUGCACGUCAUCUCUCCACGCCAAUGAUCCAUGGAGGGGAAGUGACCUCAGGUGGAUGACGUAGCACACAAAAAUAACAGCCGGCAAAUCUUCACAUGUUUGAAAGCAUUGUUGAAAAUUGAAAAUAUUAUGUAAAACAUGAAGUCUUUAAAAAUCACUCCAUUUCUAACGUUACUCGCCAUACAGAGUAUUGUAGCUGAUUAGCGGAUGUUUUUCUAGUCAGGGUUACACACACACGCACUAUGAAUAUUAAGUCUGAAAACCCUCAGGUCUAGACGUCCCAAGAGUAUGAAAUAGCUUCCCGGAAAAAAAACAGCUGUCAACAACAACAAGAACUGAACAAUUGCAUCCUAAUAAUUUAAGUCUAUCCCAGGACCAUAAGCUUUUUUGUUCCUUUUCUUGCUUUCUCACUCUCUGGGUUUCAGGUAUAGCCUUAUAAUCUGCUUUUCUGCAUUAGAUUAAGCACAAUUUGAUAUGUCCAUUAUAUAACGGUGAUAUGAUAAUUUGAAUGUUGUUAUCUACAGAGGGAUAUAACCGCAUUUUUGUGCAUCAUUUAAAUUCAUUUCACUAUUUUUUUUAUAGAAAAUCUAAAGGUCUAUUGAGUUUUAGUUUAAUUAUUCCUCGUGACUCCCCAUGGAACACAGGGCCGCAGCACCAAACUCUCCUUUAAUCAUUUGAAAUUGUAAUAUUUAAAAGUCUGUUCAUUUAAGAAAAUUCCUUGUUUUAUCACUGUUUAAUGAAUUCCUAUACUUUCUCUUUUUUUCUUUUUCUUUUUUUUUUGUCUCUUUUUUAUUUAUUUUAUU